AUGAUUUCUGGUGUGUACAGUGUACACCGUGUUUCAGCAACUCAGGUCCUGGAUGGUUGCCAGCGCACCUGUGGAAUUUGCCAGCCUUCAGACCAGACUACCAGCACGGAGACACCACUAAGCAGCAGCACGUCGGAAGAGCCCGAGCUGCAAAUCGAUUGGCCUGGCGACAGCAAUGCUUUGCGGCUCAUCGUUCGCAUCACCACGCGCAGCAACCAAGUGCGUGAAGCGGUCACCUACAACCUGGAACAGCUGAGACUAAACCAGGGCCCGCUCUUGCAGGUGAUCUACCAGGAGCUCGAGGCCGUGGGGCUAUCGGGCGCCAGUAUACCAGGGCAGAUGUGGGUGCACGUGGCGCUCGGCCCGACGGUGGAGAUGGCGCCGCCCGACACCACAACCACCGAGCCACCGCCUGUUUGGACGGCGAGCACAACGAUAGUUGUCGUCCUGGCGAGUGCUCUCGGCAUUUCCACGCUGAUUUCGUGUUGUGCAGUCGCCUUCUAUAUGUACUACCAGCGCCAGAAGUACGCGGUUGCUGUGGGUACAGAAGAUCAGGAAGUCGUGCAGCGAUCAGAGGGUGGAUACAGGAUGAAAAAGAAGAUAAUCCCUGGCCAAGCUCCAGACACAGAGCCCAAGAAGCCUUCGCGGCUGUCGAGAUGCUGUGAAAAGCUUUGGCCCAAACGACAAGUGCGGCGGAUAGCACCGGUGUCACAGGCAGGCGGUGGUCAGCUCGCUGUGGGCGCGCAUGUCCGACUAGUCGGGCUUUCACAGGCACACUUCAAUGGGCUGGAAGGUUUCAUUACAGGUGGUCCGAACGAGAAGGGCCGCUAUUCAGUGGACGUAAUCGUUGAUGACGACGAGAUGACUCGCGAGAUGCAGACUUUGAGCUUCAAGCCUGAGAAUUUGCGGCUGGUGCCACCAGAGAACGCGAACAACACCCAGGUGCCAGGCCCAGGACGAGGUCCAACCAGCUACCGGGCAGGUCCAUGA
Messenger RNA from Symbiodinium necroappetens, 990 nucleotides. Lineage: Eukaryota; Dinophyceae; Suessiales; Symbiodiniaceae. The record is from the annotation of a GenBank genome assembly.